This is a messenger RNA of Nycticebus coucang (slow loris), 8873 nucleotides long. It is a transcript of the gene SPAG1, whose product is annotated as sperm associated antigen 1. Gene Ontology annotation, molecular function: heat shock protein binding. Bases 122 to 2866 code for a protein of 914 amino acids. The record is from RefSeq and is a predicted model, not a curated record. The transcript has 19 exons. Lineage: Eukaryota; Metazoa; Chordata; Mammalia; Primates; Lorisidae. Gene Ontology annotation, cellular component: mitochondrion; cytosol.
UUCUACGCCGGGUGCGGGGCUGCCAGCCAGGAAGAAAGCUCAUCUCGGGUCUCAGUCCUGUCCUCGGGAAACAGGGGCGAAAGGCGGAGGCAGAGGAGCCAAGGCACCAUCCGACUCAGCCAUGACUGCCAAUGAUUAUCCACCCUUGUGGGGCUUUGGAACAACAAAAACAUUUAAAAUUCCCAUUGAACAUUUGGAUUUCAAGUAUAUUGAAAAAUGUUCAGACGUUAAACACCUGGAAAAAAUUCUUUGUGUGCUCAGAUCUGGUGAAGAAGGAUAUUAUCCAGAACUUACAGAAUUUUGUGAAAAGCGCCUUCAGGUCUUGGCUCCUACAAGCAGAGCUUUGAGGAAAGAUAAACCAGCAGCUACGGCAUUCAGUUUUACAGCAGAAGAAUGGGAAAAAAUUGAUGGUGACAUAAAGAGUUGGGUAUCAGAAAUUAAAAAAGAAGAAAAUAAAAUGCACUUCUAUGAAACUGAAACAUUUCCAGCAAUGGAAGAUAAUUUGCCUCCAGUCCGUGGUUCAAAGGGCUGUCUUCAUGUUGGCGAGGAAAAAUAUUCCAAAAGUAGACCAGCUAAAAAGAAAAUUCCAAGGGAUUAUGCAGAAUGGGAUAAAUUUGAUGUGGAAAAGGAAUGUUUAAAAAUUGAUGACGAUUACAAAGAAAAGACUGUAAUAGACAACAAGUCACAUUUGUCUAAAAUUGAGCUAAGAAUAGACACAUCAGGUCUAACUCAGAAGGAAAAGGAUUUUCUUGCUGCUCAUGAAAAAGAAAAAGGAAAUGAAGCUUUCAAUUCAGGAGAUUAUGAAGAGGCAGUGAUGUAUUAUACCAGGAGCAUAUCAGCAUCUCCUACUGUAGCUGCCUAUAACAAUCGCGCUCAAGCAGAAAUCAAAUUACAGAACUGGAAUAGUGCUUUUCAAGACUGUGAAAAGGUCUUGGAGUUGGAACCUGGAAACAUAAAAGCUCUUCUGCGCCGAGCGACGACAUAUAAACAUCAAAACAAGCUGCAGGAAGCCAUAGAAGAUUUGAAAAAAGUGUUGGACGUUGAGCCUGAUAAUGAUCUGGCUAAGAAAACCUUGUCAGAGGUUGAGAGAGAGCUGAAAAAUUCUGAACCUGCAUCCAAGACUCAAACCAAAGGGAAAAGGCUGGUUAUUCAGGAAGUAGAAAACUCUGAAGAUGAAGACACAAAGGACGGUGGAAGAAAACAUGAAGCCAGCAGUGGAGAGGCCGCCGAGCCGCGCGCCAUGGGCAACAUCCAGAAGAAGCUGACGGGCAAAGCCGAGGGCGGCAAGCGGCCGGCCAAGGGCGCGCUGCGGCGGGCCCGGGCGGCGGGCGGCGGCGCCGACAAGCGGGCCCGGCCGCGGGCCUCGGCGACGGCGGGCGGCGGGAGGGGCGCCGGAGACCCCGCCGCGCCGCCGCCCGCCGCCCCGGCCGGGCCCGCCGGCCUCAAGAGCCGGGGCAACGAGCUGUUCAAGAGCGGGCAGUUCGCCGAGGCGGCCGGCAAGUACUCGGCGGCGAUCGCGCAGCUGGAGCCCGCAGGAAGUGAAAGUGCUGAUGAUCUAAGUAUCUUAUAUUCAAAUAGAGCAGCAUGUUACCUAAAAGAAGGAAACUGCAGUGGCUGCAUUCAAGAUUGUAACAGGGCUCUGGAACUUCAUCCAUUCUCAAUGAAACCUCUUUUGCGACGAGCAAUGGCCUAUGAGACUUUGGAGCAGUAUAGGAAAGCUUACGUGGAUUAUAAAACAGUGUUGCAGAUAGACUGUGGAAUCCAGCUAGCAAAUGACAGUAUUAACAGAAUAACAAGAAUUUUAAUGGAGCUGGAUGGACCAAACUGGCGGGAAAAGCUAUCACCCAUUCCUGCGGUGCCCACUUCUGUGCCAGUGGGAGCUUGGUGUCCUGCAGCAGAGACAGCCUCAAACCACGAAAGAGAUUGCAGUAGCCAUCACCAGCUGGACCUCACAGGUGAAAACAUGUUUAAAGCCCUUAAAGAAGAAGGAAAUGAAUGUGUAAAGAACAAAAAUUAUGAAGAUGCCCUUAGUAAAUACAGUGAAUGCUUGAAGAUUAACAACAAGGAAUGUGCUAUAUAUACUAAUAGAGCUCUCUGUUACUUGAAGCUGUGCCAGUUUGAAGAGGCAAAGCAGGACUGUGACCAGGCGCUGCGGAUAGAUGGUGGGAAUAUGAAAGCACUCUAUCGACGUGCCCUGGCUCACAAAGGACUCAAGAAUUAUCAGAAAAGCUUAACUGAUCUCAAUAAAGUUCUCCUACUAGACCCAAGUAUUGCUGAAGCAAAGAUUGAACUGGAAGAGAUAACCAGAUUCCUUAAUAAUAAGGAUAAUACAGCAUCACUCAACAAAGAAAAGGAGAGAAGGAAAAUUGAGAUUCAAGAGGUGAACGAAAGCAAAGAAGGGCCAGAAAGAUCUUCAGAGGAGGUCUCUGCUGAGAAGCAAGACAAAAGCAACUGGCCACUAGAAUACCCUGAAAAACUUCAGAUCUCCAAACCUAAUAAUGCAUACGAAUUUGGUCAGGCUAUAAACGCUAUCAAUACUAAGAAAGAUGAAGAAGCCUGUGCACAUCUUUUAGCCAUCACGGCACCAGAAGAUUUGCCAGUGUUGCUGAGUAACAAACUUGAAGGGGAUACAUUCCUCCUCCUCAUUCAGACUCUGAAGAAUAAUCUUAUUGCUAAAGAUCCUUCAUUGGUAUAUCAGCAUCUUUUAUAUCUGAGUAAAGCAGGAAGGUUUAAGAUGAUGCUGACAUUAAUAAGCAAGGACCAAAAGAAGCAAAUUGAACAGCUAUUUGAUGACCUUUCACAAACACCAAACAACCAUUUUUCUUUAGAAGAUGUACAGGCCCUAAAAAGGCAGUAUGAGCUUUAAAUCCAGAUUGUUAGAUUUCUUCCAUGCAUGUCUGUGUUCCGGUAAUGCUAAUGUAAUGGUAUUAUAAUAGAGUUGCAUGGAUAAAAUCUGGCUUAGAAAAGGUCCCUUGGUCUGGACUACAAAACAUUUUACUUAUUUUUAUAUACAGAACAUGUAUAUUCUACAAUAUGCUUUUUAUUAGUUGUAAAUAUUUUCUUAUGUACCAGAGCCAACAUCUUUAUAUUUAAUAAGUAUGUGGUAUAUUUAGGAGUUGUUAAAAAUACAUUUUAAUUUAUAGUAUGUUUUCUUGUAAUAACUCACCUGUUGAAAAUUUGAGUUAAAUUAUAUUUCUUCAAGGUAUGAAGGUAUCCUCUUAAGUUUCAUAGGAAUGAAUUUCUUUAUAGUUUUUUUAAAAGUGACAGUUACUAGCAGUGGUUAUAUUUCUUACAUCCUGCUAGGAUAGACAUAAAUCCCAUUUUAUACUAGUACCGGGGGGUUACAAUCAAUUAAAAUGAAAUGCAACUGAAAUCUGUAACAUGAAAUGAUUAUUAAAUAAAUUGUGUGUAUUAAUUUAGAGCUGUAAGAGGAACUUUUCUAGUAUGUCUAAUAAUUAAGAACAAAAAUUGCUAAAAAUUUCUACCACUUUUUACUAGAUUUUAAAAAGGCCCUUUCCCUUGUAUAUUGCUUAUGUAAGUAAAGACAACUAACUGCUAUAUAAAAGCAAAGUAAACCUGCAUUUAUAUUUGAACUGUCAUCCCUAUAUUUCCCCCCAAUUUUAAGUAUCUCUCCCUCCUUUUCUGUUUUCUGCUUUCAUGACUGUAUUUUUGCUUUCACUAUAAAAGAGAAAGUGAAGAGCCCUUCUCAUAGUGAAUGCUCCUUUGUUAACUGAGUCCAAGAGAAGGUGCCUGGUCUCUGUCAGGGUACUGUGGUUUACUCCUGGUCUCUGUCAGGGUACUGAGGUUUACUCCUGGUCUCUGUCAAGAGUACUGAGGUUUAGGCCUGGUCUCUGCCAGGGUACUGUGGUUUAUUCCUGGUCUCUGUCAGGGUACUGUGGUUUAUUCCUGGUCUCUGUCAGGGUACUGAGGUUUAUUCCUGGUCUCUGUCAGGGUACUGUGGUUUAUUCCUGGUCUCUGUCAGGGUACUGUGGUUUAGUCCUGGUCUCUGUCAGGGUACUGAGGUUUAGUCCUGGUCUCUGUCAGGGUACUGUGGUUUAUUCCUGGUCUCUGUCAGAGUACUGUGGUUUAUUCCUGGUCUCUGUCAGUGUACUGUGGUUUAUUCCUGGUCUCUGUCAGGGUACUGAGGUUUAUUCCUGCUCUGUCAGGGUACUGUGGUUUAUUCCUGGUCUCUGUCAGGGUACUGAGGUUUAUUCCUGGUCUCUGUCAGGGUACUGUGGUUUAUUCCUGGUCUCUGUCAGGGUACUGAGGUUUAUUCCUGCUCUGUCAGGGUACUGUGGUUUAUUCCUGGUCUCUGUCAGGGUACUGAGGUUUAUUCCUGGUCUCUGUCAGGGUACUGAGGUUUAUUCCUGGUCUCUGUCAGGGUACUGUGGUUUAGUCCUGGUCUCUGUCAGGGUACUGUGGUUUAUUCUUGCAGUCUGUUGUCUGUUUCUUAGAGCAUUUUCUUAUUCAUUUAGAAGUGAAGAUGAAAGAUUAAUAACAGUUUUAUUUUUCCAUAUUAUUUAAUCUUUUAUUAAUAUAGAAAUUUUCAAAACCACCAUGGGGGAAAGGAUGCCUUUCAAACUGCCAUUUUUCUUCUAAACUGUUCUUUUCCUUUGAUAAUAAGUGAAAAUCUAUCGUAAUGAGUACUUUAGUUUUCAUGUAAACAAAUAGGUUUCUCUUUUUUGAUAUACUAAAUUUUUAUAAAAGUAAAUGAUGGAUUGUGUGUAUCCUAUGUAUGAAGUUUAUUUAUAGACAAAGUUUACCUAUAUAUGGUAACCUGAGAUUAACUUUACACUUGAUCUUAACCAAAAGGCUGAGAAGUGAUUUGAGAGUAACUUCAGACACACAAAAAGGAAACUUUAUUGAUAGUUAAACACACUGAGCACCUAGCACAGUUCUGACACAGGGACAUAAUAACUGUAGGUGAUAUGUUUUGAAUUUAUCUACUAGGAAUUAUGCAUAGUUUAUUGCAUAUCAUCUAAUUUAAUCUUCAUAACAACUGUUACAAAUCAGGAAACAAUAGCACAGAGAAGGUGUGUAAACUAAAAAGACUAUAAAUGUUGCAAGUGGGCAUCAAAGAUCCCAAUCUGUGCGGUCUGCCUGUUGAGCUCAUAUAUUCUGUGCUAUGUAAUGGAAUAUAUAAACACAUGAAUGGAACAAAGGGGAAGGUGCCUGGCUUUUAAGAGUUACAGAUUAGUGGCCAGGUGCAGUGGCUCACACCUGUAAUCCCAGCAUUUGGGAGGCUAAGGUGAUGGUGGGGGAUUGCUUGAGGCCACGAGUUCAAGACCAGUCUGGGCAACCUAUCAAGAUUCCAAGUCUAUAAAAAAAUUAAAAAAUUAGCCAGGUGAUGUGGCAUGCCUGUAGUCUAAUCUACUUAGGAGGCUGAGGAAGGAGGAUCACUUGAACCCAGGAGUUUGAGGCUGCAGUGAGUUAUGACUGCACCACUGCACUCCAGCCUAGGUGACAGAGUGAGCCCCUAUUCUUAAAAUUAAAAAAAAAGUUAGAGGGCGGCGCCUGAGGCUCAGCAGUAGGGCGCCGGCCCCAUAUGCCGAGGGUGGCGGGUUCAAACCCAGCCCCGGCCAAACUGCAACAAAAAAAUAGCCGGGUGCUAUGGCGGGCACCUGUAGUCCCAGCUACUCGGGAGGCUGAGGCAAGAGAAUCGCUUAAGCCCAGGAGCUGGAGGUUGCUGUGAGCUGUGUGAUGCCACGGCACUCUACCAAGGGCCAUAAAGUGAGACUCUGUCUCUAAAAAAAAAAAGGAAAAAAAAAAUAAAAAGUUAGAGAUUAGUGAAUGGAUAUGUAAAUUGCUAUGUGGGUACACUAAUAGAGGUAUCGACAGUGAUGACACAAAAGCAAGAGGAUGCCCAGGCUUGCCUGCGAAGGAAAGGUUUCAAGAGGGAAUUAAUGCCACAGCUUGAGUUUGUCAUAUGGAUGAGAGAAAAGGACAUUCCAGGCAGAGGAAACAGAAGAUGCAAGGGCAUUACAGUGCAUAUUCAAGGUUCAGGUUGAAUGGAGGUGUUAAAUAACUUGGCAUGUUCAGGGAACUGCAUGUAAUCUUAAUAGGGGAACAGAGUUUGUGUGCUAGGUGUUUAGAACAGAAAGUUGCAUGCCACAUAUAAAACUGCAGAAAAUAUCAGGCUUUUAAUUAUACAAGUAUACUAUUCUUUGGUGAGUCAGGCAUUGCCACUCUUUUUUUGGAGACAAUCUGUGUUGCCCUUGGUACAGUGCCAUGUUGUCAUAGCUCACAGCAACCUCAAACUCUUAGGCUCAAGAGAUUCUCUUGCCUCAGCCUCCUGAGUAGCUGGGACUACAGGUGCCUGCCACCUCUGGCUAUUUUCAGUGAUGGGGUCUUGCACUUGCUUAGACUGGUUUUGAACCUGUGAGCUCAACCAAUCCACCCGCCUUGGCCUCCCAGAGUGCUGGGAUUACAGGUGUGAGCCACUGUGCCCGGCCAGGCAUUGCCAGUCUUCACGAAUAACCUGGUAUUCUUCCCCUUCUGGACAUACACAGGACUACCUUUUAGCCUUUUUGUGAUUGUUUGGGGCCACAUGCCCAAUUCUGCAAUGGACUUUAGUAGGUGAGUGAUAUGUCACUUCUGAGCCCAAGUACGAGGUGAGUGGUAUGUCACGUCUGAGCCCAAGUACGCGAGACCUGGUACAGAACCUUCCAUGGUGCUUUCCCUUGGCGUAAUGUCUGAGAAGGCCUCAUGUUCCCGACAGUGCAGCUACAAGAUGAUGGCACCUCCAUCAGCCUGGUUCUUUGAAUAAUGAUUUGAAGCCAAGUCCUGCCAGUCUGCAUUGCACAUGUAACAUGAACAAGCUUAUGCUUUCUUCCACCGAGAUUCUGGUGUGUAUCUUUGUCCAAGGACUUAACCUCUAAGUCUGUUUGCACAUGUCUUCUGUCUUCAGCCCUUAAAUCUUUCCUGACUUUCAACACCAACUUCAAUAUGUUUAUCUCCACACAGAUGUCUCACAGAUACUUCAAAUAUAAGCCCUAAAUGGAACGCUGUUGUCGCAAACUCAGGCCCCACUUCCUGCAUAGCUUCAAGUACCAGCAUUCACACACUGACCUAAGAAACCAAAGCUUCAUCCUAAACCUCUAAGAUUUCCUUAGGCAAGCAUGGCACAGCACCCGAGAUCAGCUGCUUUUGCACAGCAUGUCUUGCCACAUUGUUCUGGUGUUUCUGAGUUUACUUAUCUGAUGGAAAAUGUGUGGUUCAAUUGUUUCCCAUAUUCAGCAAAAUGCCUGGGGCAAUAGGUUCCAUAAAAAUCCAUUGAAUAAAUGAGUACUCUUAUAUUUGGGGGUACAUAAAGUAUUUCAGUGGGUUGUGAGCACUUGUUACAUUUAGUUGGUUUGCUGUAAAUCAUGCCUCAGGAAGUGGAAAAGUGAGUAAUUCUAUACAGAGUGCAGUUUAUCACCAAAGCUUAACUCACACCUUAAAGAAUUUAUAAGCAGAAUAUGUUCUUAGUAAAGUAUCUCAAGAAUGGAAGAAAAAGUAUCCAAUGUACUGAGCCCUACUAUGAAACCCAUUUAUGGCUUUCAUAUGAAAGCUAUAACCCAGUUAUAACCUAAGAAUAGGGGGAAGGGAGAGUGGGAGGGGAGGGAGGAGGGAGAAUGGGCAGAGGGAGAGGGAUUGGUGGGAUUACACCUACGGUGCAUCUUACAAGGGUACAUGUGAAGCUUAGUAAAUGUAGAAUAUAAUUGUCUUAACACAAUAACUAAGAAAAUGCCAGGAAGGCUAUGUUAACCAGUGUGAUGAAAAUAUGUCAAAUGAUAUAUAAAACCAGUGUAUGGUGCCCCAUGAUUGCAUUAAUGUACACAGCUAUGAUUUAAUAAUAAAUAAAUAAAAAGAAUUUAUAAGCAAACUUUCUCGACAAAGGGGUGAAAGACAAAGUAUCAAAACAGGAAAGAAGAGAAAGAAACUAAAGGUCCUUAAAACAGCAUGAUAGUUAUUCACCAAAUGUAAAACACCUGAGGAAAUAUCAAUCCCUCUGGGCUUAAAUGUGCCUAUUUUUAAAUGAUUAGUAAAUAUCAUCUGGACCUAUGUGUUUAUUGUAAAAUAACAUGAUAAUACUUUCUAAACUGUAUACAAUGCAAAAGCCUAUCAUUACUAUUUUGGUUCAUGGACAGUAUGAAAGUUCCCUGCGUACAGAACUUGAAUCUAGGGUUCCGUAAUCUCCUAUGCCCAGCCUCUUAAUGUCUGCCCUCUGCAGUUGUUACCACAUGCCCCUCAGCAGCCUCCUGACCUUAACUGAAACAACAGGCCGUCUCAGAUGACUGUUUAAGUCAGCUUCCCUUCCUCUUGACUCCUCACCAAAUUUUCCUUCCCCCUUUUUUCUCCCGGAAAGUAGUCUUACCCCUCCUUUCUAAUGAGCAAGAUCUUAAAAUGAAAAGGGCACUACCAGUUUAAAUUGCAAAGUGAUGGGUGUAUCUGAUGUUUGUCAGGAAAGCUUCAAAGAGAUCUAGCCAGUUUACCCCUUUCAUUUCCAAUUCUUAAGUGUCUUGUUGAAAACUCCCUUCAUCUACCAUCCUCACUUUUAGAACUAGUGUACUCUUCCUUAGAGUCUCUCAGGAAGGAGUACACAAGGGUUGAUUUCCAUGUUAAAUACAGAGAUUAGGCAGAACAUGACAUUAAAGUGAUUUCAAAUGUUUUCUUAUAGUUAACAUUAUGUGUGUUCCUAUCUAGGAACAGGAUGAAGCACAAAGUGUAUUCAUGUAGAAUUUGUUUUACUUUUUUUCCUAUUUGCCUGUAAGCACCACUCAGACCAAAAUGACCCCUAAAGAGCGAUGUGCAAGGAGUGUCUGUAAGGAGAAAUCUCUGUCUCCAGAAUACAGUAAAUUUUGUCAAGUUUAUAGGUUUUGAUGCAUGAGGCC